Messenger RNA from Malus domestica (apple), 357 nucleotides. NCBI's taxonomy places the organism in Eukaryota, Viridiplantae, Streptophyta, Magnoliopsida, Rosales, Rosaceae. The record is from RefSeq and is a predicted model, not a curated record.
AUGGGGAGGAAAGAAGAGUGCGAUGGGGAAGGGAAAAGAGGCAGACGAUUAGAGAAGUGUUCCAUGUGUGACGAAGGCAUAAGGUUCACCAUAAAUGGCCACUCAUACUUCAACUUGGUGUUGAUCACAAAUGUUGGGGGUGCAGGGGAUGUCCGUACAAUGUCUACCAAGGGUUCUAGAACAGGGUGGCUGCCCAUGUCAAGAAACAGGGGUGGAAACUGGCGGAGCAACUCCUACCUCAAACGCCAGAGGCUCUCCUUCAGAGUCACCACUAGUGACGGACGCAGGCAGAGUCACCAGCUACAAUGUAGUGCCCGCCGGCAGUUUGGACAGACCAUUGAAGGUGGCCAGUUUUAG